UUUCACUGCUCCGAUAAUCCACGUUGUUGUGUUUCUCUUUCGGUCACUAACUUUAACCCAAACAAAGUUGAAUGGAUGUUAAUACCGGUUGUGUUCUUCUGUCAGGAGACUGUUGUGUUUUCGUUUGUGUGUCUGGCUCUGAGGCCCCCGCAGUCCCGGAGCUGUCGGACGGCGCAUGCGCAGUGGCGCCGCUGCUCGGUGUCGGAAGUUAGGCUCGCAGUGAUUUAGCUCGGGAGACGGCUAGCAUUUUGAGUUCUGUCCGGGCGCUUAAAACCGCAUUUUUGUCCCCAAAGAGUACAUUUUGACGGAGCGCAGGCGUCUACAGUGAAGCGCCGUGACCUGCCCAUGGACUGGGGGUUUUCUAGGCGCUGCGGGUUGAGCGGACGGACGAGUUAGAGGCGUUUGGAAGAAGUUGUGAUUGUUUUUUUGGCGCUCCGGAGGAACAUGGAGGAUCUUCUGCUGUAGCAGCGGCUAACGCUAGCUGGCUGCCGUCACCCCCCAACAGACCCGAGCUGCUCGUCCGCUUGCUGAAAGCCCCUGAAGCUUGGAUGCUGGACGUCACCGCGCUUACGGAACCAGCACAGACCUGACGCCUCUGUCUCCUCUGCCGUCGACCUGAAGGAGCGCUGAAGCAUGAGACUCCCUCAGGGUCUGAGGAUGGAGGCACAGCUUUUGGAGGCAGCAUUUAGAUGUCACAUGGUGCUCUGAAGAAGCCAUGGGUGGCUGCUUAAGCUGUCCAGAGAAAGAGUCGAUUCCAGAUAAUCAUCAGAGUAAAUUCAAGGUGAUCAACGUAGACGAUGAUGGGAACGAGCUGGGAUCAGGCGUGAUGGAGCUGACCGACGCUGAGCUCGUCCUCCACACCCAUCGCCGUGAUGACGUGAGGUGGCCUUACCUGUGCCUUCGUAGAUACGGCUAUGACUCCAACCUGUUCUCCUUUGAGAGCGGACGCCGCUGCCAGACUGGCCAAGGGAUCUUUGCCUUCAAAUGUUCUCGAGCUGAGGAGAUCUUCAACAUGCUGCAGGAGGUGAUGCACAGUCACAGCAUCAGUGUGGUGGAGGAGGCCGUGCUGGAGCCCAGCCCCCAGGCUCUCACUUCUGCAGCACUGGGUUACUCUGUGCCCACCGUACCCAACGGGGUAGGCAGGCUGCCCUCUGUGGGGGAGGCCUCAUCCCACCCCUCCACCCGCCACCCAUCGGUGGCCAGCACCCGCCUGCCAUCUGUGGGGGAGGAGUCCACCCACCCACUGCUGGUUGCUGAUGAAGGGGUGCACACGUACGUGAACACCACGGGGCUCUUGGACGAACAGCCCAGCCCCCUCACCCUCACCACCCCCCUGGAGAGCCCCACCUCCCCACAGUCGCAGUGUCCUCCCACACCCCCCCCUCCACCCAGGACUCGCACAGAGACGUCGGAGGCGCUCCCCCCGCAGGAGCCCCAGGUGCUCCUGGAGCCUCAGGGGGUGCGCUUUGUGUUGGGCCCCACCCCCGUUCAGAGGCAGCUGAUGGAGCAGGAGAGGAGGCGGCAGGAGUCGAAGGAGGCCGAGGAGCCCCGAGAGACUGAGGGACCCGCGGAGGCGGAGCCUGCUCCACCACACUCCAACGGCUCCACCUCCAGUGCGGUGGUGGCUUCCCGCCGCCAUCGCCCGCCCCCCCUCACCCCUGACCUGCAGAAUGUCAACAACUCCGCCCAGCGGCGCACCGCCCUGCUGGACUACGAGAACCUGCCGGCACUGCCGCCCGUCUGGGAGACGAGGAAACCAAGCGCGGAGGAAGAGGAGGAGCACGCCGCGCUUAAGACGCCGUCACUCAACGGUUACAACCACCACCCCCCCCACAGCCUGCUGCAUCACUCCUAUUCCCACCCGCUGUCCGCCACUUUUGAGCCUUCGCACAACUACGUCAACACGGAGAACGUGACGGCUCCCCUCAGCGCGCACCGCCCCGAAACGGCCCGCCGCCGCUCUGAUGGACCCACCAUCUUUAACUUCGACUUCCGCCGGCCGCCGCUGCCAGGCCACCUGGAGCCCCCCAAGACCUUAAACUACAUCGAGGUGGAGAUGGAAAGCAGCGGGAACAGAGGCGCCUCAGAUGGCAGCAACCCCCAUACGCCCCGCACCCCCACCUCCCCGCUGCCCCCCACCACGCCCACACGCCGCACUGAGCAGUACACCCUGAUUGACAUCGAGCGCACUGCCGCCAUGUCUAGCCUGCAGAAGGCGCGGCCACGCGACGACGGAACGUCGCGCAAGACCAGGCACAACAGCACAGAACUGCCCACCAAGAGCACGGCGUGACUUCCUGCUGCCGCCGCCACCGGCGGGAGGACGAGUGUGGGGGGUAGUGGACUGGACUCGGUGCACGCUUGCCUGUGCACACACGCACGGCAGAUGAACUUCUGGGCGUGACACCCGCCAGAACUAUGAUGUCACAGACUGCAUUCCUUAUAUGGUACACAUCAGUAUUACUGAGCAGCAUUCCAUUAGCCUUUUUGUACGAGUCGCUCCGCUGCGGCGAGACGACGCUCUGCUUCAGUAGAUCUGACGCAAUAAAGUCUGGGUUCUUUUUACCAGCGA
Molecule: messenger RNA, 2572 nt
Organism: Oryzias melastigma (Indian medaka)
Lineage: Eukaryota; Metazoa; Chordata; Actinopteri; Beloniformes; Adrianichthyidae
Product: fibroblast growth factor receptor substrate 2
Exons: 7
Coding region: 716-2293 (525 amino acids)
Biological process (GO): cell surface receptor protein tyrosine kinase signaling pathway
Cellular component (GO): cytoplasm; cell-cell junction
Source: RefSeq, a predicted model, not a curated record